Molecule: messenger RNA, 702 nt
Organism: Rangifer tarandus platyrhynchus (Svalbard reindeer)
Lineage: Eukaryota; Metazoa; Chordata; Mammalia; Artiodactyla; Cervidae
Source: the annotation of a GenBank genome assembly
AUGUUAUGUCGCCAGUCUCAAAUUCCAAGACGCAAACCAGUUAAUGUGAUUAGAGAUAUUAUGUAUAUUCAGUGCUGGACGCAUGAAGUGCGGACAAUCCUAGACUUCAAUAUGACUAGCUACACUGCCCUUAGCUCUGGGCACAAGAGGUCCCUGCUCAGGGUCCCAUACUUUGGAACCCACUCUGGCCCUUCUUCAACUGUACUUCAUAUGAGAAAUGAGCUUGUAGUAGACAAAACAAAGAGGAAAAAAAGAAGAGAACUCUCUGAAGAACAGAAACAAGAAAUUAAAGAUGCUUUUGAACUAUUUGACACAGACAAAGAUGAAGCAAUAGAUUAUCAUGAAUUAAAGGUGGCAAUGAGAGCCUUGGGGUUUGACGUAAAAAAAGCUGAUGUACUGAAGAUUCUUAAAGAUUAUGACAGAGAAGCCACUGGGAAAAUAACCUUUGAGGAUUUCAAUGAAGUUGUGACAGAUUGGAUAUUGGAAAGAGAUCCACAUGAAGAAAUACUGAAAGCAUUUAAACUAUUUGAUGAUGAUGAUUCUGGUAAAAUAAGCUUGAGGAAUUUGCGACGUGUUGCCAGAGAACUGGGUGAAAACAUGAGUGAUGAAGAACUUCGGGCUAUGAUAGAAGAAUUUGAUAAAGAUGGUGAUGGAGAAAUAAAUCAAGAGGAAUUCAUUGCUAUUAUGACUGGUGACAUUUAA